Molecule: messenger RNA, 588 nt
Organism: Pseudozyma flocculosa PF-1
Lineage: Eukaryota; Fungi; Basidiomycota; Ustilaginomycetes; Ustilaginales; Ustilaginaceae
Exons: 3
Coding region: 1-588 (195 amino acids)
Source: RefSeq, a predicted model, not a curated record
AUGGACAGCAAGGUUAUCAAGAAGGAGGAGAAGAUGCUGCACAAGCAGGAAAAGGCCGACGACAAGGCAGUGCACCAGGCUGAAAAGGCGCUCAGCAAGGACACCAAGAAGGAGACGAAGCUGGUCAAGGAAAAGGAAAAGGCGCAAAAGGAGCUCGAAAAGAGCGUCAAGGCAGAGCACAAGACGCAGGCCAAGCUGGACAAGGCGACGACCAAGCACAACGAGUCGGUGCGACACAUUGACGAGGCGCGGAUGCGCAUCAACAAUGCCGAAAAGGCCCUCGCCCAGCACCACGGCCACCUCGAGGACACGCAGCACCGCGUCGAGCAGGCCCACCACGCAAAGGCCUCCAACGACCACAUCCGCUCCGACAAAAAGAGCCAGCUCCUCUCGACGGCCGCCGUGUCCCACAACCCCAUGGGCCAGAACGAACACGUUCAGCCCGUCGGCAUCCACGGCGCCAAUGGUACCGCCACCGGCACUGGCACCGGCGCAGGCAUGACGAACGGCACCGUCGGUCAGGACCACCCCGCCACCUAUGCCGCUACGCCCUCUCACCCUGCCACCAACCCCCAGCCCGCCUUCUAG